AUGGAGUCCAGGAACAUGGCAAUAGGAAUCAUACUCUUAGUUCAGAGUAUACUUGGAAUUCUGGGAAACAUCUUUCUUCUUUUAUAUUAUCUAAUUCUUUACUACAAGGAAUGCACAUUAAAGAUUGUAGACUUGAUUCUUAUACAUGUGUUCACAUCAAACUUCUUGAUCAUUCUCUCCAAAGGUCCUGCCCAGAUAAUGGCAGCUUUUGGUUGGAACCAGUUCUUCAAUGAUGUUGGAUGCAAACAUAUUUUAUAUAUUCAAAGGCUUGGCAGGAGCAUGUCCAUCAGCACCACCUGUCUCUUGAGUGUCUUUCAGGCAAUCACCAUCAGUCCCAGGAACUCCUACUGGAAGGAAAUCAAAAUCAAAACUACAAAGUUAAUAGGACUCUUGAUUUUACUCUGCUGGAUUGUGUGCCUGCUAGUAAAUACUUUUUUUCCUUUGAAUGCAUCCACCAAAAGGAACAGCAAAAAUAAGACACAAAAGAGAGGUUUUGAAUUCUGCCUCUCUCAAGGUCGUGACAAAGUAGUAGAUACAGUGUACAUAGCAUUUUGGGUAUUCCCUGAAGUCUUAUUUUCUGUACUCAUUGUAUGUUCCAGCACAUUCAUGAUUGUGACACUUUAUGGACACAAGAAGAGGGUUCAAGGUAUUCUUAGCACACAUGCUUCACAACGAAUGUCUCCUGAAAACAGAGCCACACAGAAAAUCCUCACCCUGGUUUGCACCUUUCUAGCUUUUUAUACUCUCUCUUCAAUCUUACAAGGUUAUAUUGCUCUUUCACAUAACCCCAGUUGGUGGGUAAUGAAUAUCACAUCCAUCAUUUCUAUGUGUUUUCCUACUUUAGGUCCAUUUGUGAUGAGUCAUUAUUCCAUUUUUUCUAGAUUUUGCUUUACCUAA
This is a messenger RNA of Mus musculus (house mouse), 897 nucleotides long. RefSeq names its product vomeronasal 1 receptor 225 (gene Vmn1r225). Gene Ontology annotation, biological process: G protein-coupled receptor signaling pathway; signal transduction; sensory perception of chemical stimulus. NCBI's taxonomy places the organism in Eukaryota, Metazoa, Chordata, Mammalia, Rodentia, Muridae. Bases 1 to 897 code for a protein of 298 amino acids. Gene Ontology annotation, cellular component: plasma membrane; membrane. Gene Ontology annotation, molecular function: G protein-coupled receptor activity; pheromone receptor activity. The transcript has a single exon. The record is from RefSeq and is marked provisional.